UCACUGUAGAUGCUACAUUUGUAUAUUAUUGUAUCUAUAAUACUUGUCAUAAUAUAUGUAAGUAAACAAACGAAAAUUUUAAUUUUAAUUUAGUUUUGAGAGUUUAGUUCAAAAUGAAUGGAAACAAACGAUUCGUCAUGCAAAAAGGAGCAACAAGUCGACACGGGGCUAAAGUGAAAGACAUCGCAACAUCUUCACGACAUGAACAAACCAUCGACAGCGACACGUUCUUUACUAACUUACCAUUGAUUAAACAAGCUGACAAUACGAAGCUUCUGCCACGAUAUUCAGCCAUCAUGGGACGUAGUGACGACGAUGGAGUUAAUAUGGACGAUUUGGACCAACUGCAGCUUGAUUUUGAGAAGCUGAUUUCAACGUGUGCUGUUCGAAAUAGGUAUUUGAGGAAUGAAAUUGAAUCAAUCGAUCGAGUGGAAGAGAGGCGAGAUAAAAAAGGAAAAUCAUAUGAUAAAGGUUCUUUAAAACGAAAACGUCCUGAUGAUAAAGCAAAGCAUAGAGAUCUGAAGAAUGGUACAAGACCCAUUAAAAGACAUUAUCCUUUACCCGUGAACAGUUUAAUAGGAGAUGUGCCUUUAAGACAAGAAAUUCCUAAAAUCAACUUACCCAAGAAUGAUACUUCUGAUAAAUUCUGGGCUACAGUUGAGCCAUAUUGUUCUGCAAUUACUAGUUCCCAUGCUAUGUUCUUAGAUAAGUUGAUUGAAGAGUGUUCACAAGAAAUUGAUGUGAAAAUUCCAGAACUGGGUGAUUAUUAUGCGAAUGAAUGGAAUGAUGGUGUAAGUGGUAUUGAACAAGAAUUGGGUUUAGGUUCCAAAUCUGUAGGAAUGGAUCUUAAGAAAAAUGGCUUAAGUGCGAUGGUUGACACAUUUUCAAAUCCCAAAACCCAGAGGUUGUUGGCGGCCUUAAUUGAAGAAAAAGUGAUGACGUCGUUUCCGGGCGUCACAGGAAAAUUAAAACCCUCGGAUUUAAAUAUAAUCAAGUCCGCUGCGGGACCACGUGCUGCGAUUUGUAUGGACAGACGGCUCAAAAAAGAUUUGGUUGAACAAGGACUUCUGAGUGUUGAAGAUUUGUCAAAGAACAUGCCAGAUGAUGAAAUACUGCAAGAAAUCAAGAAAUGUCAGCAAGAGUUAGCCACUGUCAAUGAAUACAACGUUGAAGAACUAAAACGCUUGAAGUCAAUUGUUGCCAAAGAUUUGAAAAGACAAGAAAUAAAAGGGGCUUUGGAUAAAGUAGACAGCCAAGUGCUGGAACUAUACAAUAAAGUAUUAUUAACUAAGCAGAAACAAGUGCAACAGGCUAAAGACGAAGAUUUUGAUAAAGCGACAUUUUCCAAAGUUUUAAAAGAGUUUGAAGUGCAAGCAGACGUUUUGCUAAAACAACAACAUAAGUUACAAAAGGAGUUGUCCGAUCUACAUGAAGCUUGAUUGUUUAUUGUUGUUUUCUGGAACAUAGGCAUUUUCUAGUUAUAGUAAUUAAAACACACAAUGAGAUUCUUAUACAAUUUUUUGACACAUAUUAAUUUACAAAUUAGUCUGAUAUUUGGUGUUUAAAGUUGUUUGUCCUGAUUGUGCCAUGUUGUCACAUUUACUAAAUUACCUAGAAUCCACCAGAUGGCACAACCGAAUUUUUAUUAAUUACUCUAGACAUAUUCGUUACACUUCCUAAAAGUUAACGUUUAACGGAAAUAGAUUAAAAUUAACAACACCGACAAACGAAAGCGUUUAAUUUGUACUGGGAUAGGUUAUACAUAUACAGGGUGUAACCAUCACUCUGUAUAUGCAAUCAAAGAGAGAUGGGUGACGUAAAUACAAAUACCUUACACUGAAAAAUGUUAAGAAAAUUUCGUUUUUUGCCUUAAAAGUUAUAAGGUCUUCGUAAAAAAAUCACUCUUUUUUUAUUCAAAUUGGCACCAUUGUGUGUAUCGAAUGAUGUUCGUUAAGAAAAUAUGAGGAAACAACAGUACCAACCUGACAAUCACAUUUGCAUGAUGAGAUGAACUUAAUCUAAAAAUCACUUACAAAAUAUUGCUAGGAAUUCAAAAUGGCAUUUUGUUGUAAUAUAGUUCUGUCUGUUUAAUAAAGACUACCGACGGCUAAA
Molecule: messenger RNA, 2112 nt
Organism: Zophobas morio
Lineage: Eukaryota; Metazoa; Arthropoda; Insecta; Coleoptera; Tenebrionidae
Gene: Ada3
Product: transcriptional adapter 3-A
Exons: 8
Coding region: 114-1439 (441 amino acids)
Biological process (GO): regulation of transcription by RNA polymerase II
Cellular component (GO): SAGA complex
Molecular function (GO): transcription coactivator activity
Source: RefSeq, a predicted model, not a curated record